GCAGCCAGUGGCUCAGCCAAUGAGAGGCAAGCGUCCCGUGAUGCGGAGCGUGGCGGUUCAGAAGGAGGUGUGUGCCGCCGGGCCUGAUGGGAGAUCCAAGACGGUGCUGCUGGUGGAUGCAGCACAGCAGACAGAUUUCCCCGGCGAGGCGUCUGGCAGCGUCAGAUGUGCGUCGGAUCAGGCGAGUCCUCAGUGGAAGAAUAAAGCUGGGCGCAGACACACGUCUCAGCAGGAGUCGUCCAGCGAGCAGGGAGCCAGCGAGGCCGACAUCGACAGCGACAGCGGCUACUGCAGCCCCAAACACAACCAGGGAGCCGCCAACACCUCCACCAAUCAGCACACGGCCGCCGCGGCUGUGGACGCUGGCGUCAUGACAGGUGCAGCUGUUAGCUGGGGGAAUGCAGCCUCACAGACCGUCCAGAAGCCGUGGGCAGACAGGAACACAGUGUAUCACAGAGGCAGAACACCUGAGCAGAGGAACUACACACAGGACUUCCAGAUGAGCUUUGGAGGUCGUGCAGGAGGACAGAGAUCGACUCCUUCAGAGACACCCAACACACACCUCAUACCUGAGCCACUGUACUUUCAGGAUGAGGACGAGUUUCCUGAUCUGGCCACGGGUGGUGCUGCUCAGCGGAAUAAACCAGAACCAGUUCAGCCCAAACUGCCCAAGAACCUGCUGGAUAACCUUCCGGAGAAUUCUCCCAUAAGCAUCGUGCAGACGCCCAUCCCCAUCACCAGCUCUGUGCCCAAGAGAGCCAAGAGUCAGAGGAAGAAGGCGCUCGCCGCUGCUCUCGCCACGGCACAGGAGUACAACGAGAUCAGCAUGGAGCAGAAGAAGCUACAGGAGGCUCUGUCUAAAGCAGCAGGUAAGAAGAGCAGGACACCGGUGCAGUUGGAUCUGGGAGACAUGCUGGCAGCGCUAGAAAAACAACAGCAGGCCAUGAGAGCACGACAGCUCAACAACACCAAACCACUGUCAUACACAGUCGGGACAGUGGGCGCUCUGCACAGUAAAGAUGGCGGCAGUCGAGUGACAGGACUCAAAAACACAUACACCCCCCCUCACAACAUCCUGGACUCCAGCGCACCACGCAUCAAGAGAGGGAAAGAGAGAGAGAUUCCCAAAGUCAAGAAGACCACCGCCAUGAAGAAGAUCAUUCUGCAGGAGCGUGAGGUGAAGAAGGGCAAGAGUUCUGCUGAGAACAGCGUAUCUGGAGCCGACGAGCAGAGAGACGCUCUGACCUUCACCGACCCGCUCACACAGGAGCAGGAUGAGAACGGUCUGAGCAUGCCCAGUGAUGCGUCUCUGUCUCCAGCCAGUCAGAACUCUCCCUACAGCAUCACACCCGUGUCACAGGGCUCGCCCUCCAGCUCCGGCAUCGGGAGCCCCAUGGCUGCGUCCGCCAUCACCAAGAUCCACAGCCGCAGGUUCAGAGAGUACUGUAAUCAGGUGUUGAGUAAGGAGAUCGAUGAGAGCGUGACGCUGCUCCUGCAGGAGCUGGUUCGAUUUCAGGAGCGGGUUUAUCAGAAGGAGACCAGCAAAGCCAAGCGGCGGCUGGUCAUGGGGCUGCGAGAGGUCACCAAACACAUGAAACUGCACAAGAUCAAGUGUGUCAUCAUCUCACCCAACUGUGAGAAGAUCCAGGCCAAAGGCGGUCUGGACGAGGCCCUUGAGCAUAGCUGUAAUAAGACCAACUGGAGGACGAUGGUGGAGAGCGCAGACGCUCCGGAGCCACUGGAGACUGAACCUGUCAGCAGAGCGAGCAGCAAAGAGCAGCCUCCGCAGCCGACGGUCGCGCGCGCUCCAGAGAGAGAUGAGUCCCGCACGGACGACCGGCUGGAGUGGGCAUCCCAGCAGAGCACAGACACCGCCUCUCUAGACGGCAGCUGCAGAGACCGGCUCAAUUCCUCCAUCACCAGCACCACCAGCACACUGGUGCCCGGCAUGCUGGAGGAGGAGGAGGAGGAGGAGGAAGAGGAGGAGGACUACACCCCCGAGCCCAUCUCUGUGCAGGUGCCACCACUCAGCUCCAGGAUCGAGUCCUGGGUCUCCAAAACCCUGGAGAACAUGCAGCUGCGCAGACAGAGCAGCACCGAGGACGAGGAGGAUGAAGAUGAGGAAGAGCGGCGGAGCGACGAGGAGGAGCUCGACUCCUCUGAUCUCACCGAACCGGCGGCGAGUUCACACACGGGAUGA
Sinocyclocheilus grahami is the source of this 2200-nucleotide messenger RNA. Its product is annotated as selenocysteine insertion sequence-binding protein 2-like. Gene Ontology annotation, molecular function: selenocysteine insertion sequence binding; mRNA 3'-UTR binding; ribonucleoprotein complex binding. The record is from RefSeq and is a predicted model, not a curated record. Bases 20 to 2200 code for a protein of 726 amino acids. The transcript has 14 exons. NCBI's taxonomy places the organism in Eukaryota, Metazoa, Chordata, Actinopteri, Cypriniformes, Cyprinidae. Gene Ontology annotation, cellular component: mitochondrion; ribonucleoprotein complex.